Peronospora farinosa is the source of this 231-nucleotide messenger RNA. Lineage: Eukaryota; Oomycota; Peronosporomycetes; Peronosporales; Peronosporaceae. The record is from the annotation of a GenBank genome assembly.
AUGACCCCUCCUGCCAAGUCCUGCAGCGACAAAGCCAAAGGAUUUCUGAUUCAGCAUUGGACAGUAUCGACACUCAAUGAUCCGCGGUGCAAGACGCAGCCGAAAUAUAUCUGCUCACCGUCUGCACCUGGCAAGUGCAUGACACUGCCGUGGAUCAAGUUUAAGCGCUGGCACCUCUUGGUAGCAAGUUUUCUUGAUGCCACAUUGCAUCGGACAAGGCAUGGCGGUUAA